This is a messenger RNA of Penicillium hordei, 831 nucleotides long. Its product is annotated as short-chain dehydrogenase. Gene Ontology annotation, cellular component: intracellular anatomical structure. The record is from RefSeq and is a predicted model, not a curated record. Bases 1 to 831 code for a protein of 276 amino acids. Lineage: Eukaryota; Fungi; Ascomycota; Eurotiomycetes; Eurotiales; Aspergillaceae. The transcript has 5 exons. Gene Ontology annotation, molecular function: oxidoreductase activity, acting on NAD(P)H, oxygen as acceptor.
AUGUCUAUGACAAUCCAAGAUACUGCACAUGUGCGGAACGGAUUCCCGCGUCCAUUCCCCAAUACCCCUACCAAUGUGUUAGAGCAGCUUCGCAUGACCGGCAAGGUCGUAGUCGUCACUGGUGGUGCCGACGGUAUUGGUCUGUCUGUGGCUGAAGCAAUCGCCGAGGCUGGUGGAACAGUUGUUCUUUGGUUUAACUCAAACAAAGCUGCUAUUGAAAGGUCCCAAGACCUGGCAAAGACGCACAAUGUAAAGAGCGCGGCAUAUCAAGUCGAUGUUUCUGAGUCUGAGCAAGUUGCCGAGACCAUUAAGAAGGUUGUAAAGGACUUUGGCAAAAUAGAUGUUUUUGUUGCUAAUGCAGGCAUGGCCAUUUCCAAGCCCAUCUUGGAACAGACUCUGCCCGAGUAUAAGAAGCAGAUGUCGGUGAAUGUUGAUGGUAUCGUUUACUGCGCCAAGUCUGCCGGCGAGGUAUUCAAGCGCCAGGGUUUCGGCAAUCUUAUCAUCACCUCCAGCAUGAGCGGCCACGUUGUUAAUGUUCCUGUUGACCAACCUGUCUACAACGGUUCAAAGGCCUACGUUACUCAUUUUGGCAAGUCGCUUGCCCGUGAAUGGCGCGACUUUGCGCGAGUCAAUAUCGUUUCCCCCGGAUUCUUCGAUACCAAGAUGGGAGCCAGCCCUCUUUGCAUUCAAGAAGCGUACCGUAUGUCACCUAUGGGACGGCAAGGCCAUGUCAAGGAGAUCAAAGGGUUGUACCUCUACCUUGCUAGUGAUGCCUCCACGUAUAUGACAGGCAGCGACGUCCUUAUUGAUGGAGGUUAUGUUUUGCCCUAA